UUGGUACAAUUAAUGAAAUUCAAAAGUUACACAUUCGAACGGUACAAAUUGGAACAGGAAGCUUCUCAAUAGUUUGGUGUUAUAACGGUGCGAAUGGAUCUUCAGGACUCGAGUGGUCUGACUCCUUCGAGACAGAGCGCGUCAGCUCAGACAACAAAUGUAACUUACUCGAGCAACAUGGCACUGCUUAAGCCAGGAGCCAGUAGUGCCGAGUUUGGUCAAGAAGUUGAAAUUCACAAUCUACUUAUCAUCGAUCAGAAUACGUUCGAGUUGCUACAUGCACAUCAAUUCAUGCAAACGGAGUAUACUAUGUCAAUGAUUUCGGCGAAGUUGGGUAACGACUCGAAUACUUAUUGCAUCGUCGGCACAGCACUGGUACAUCAAGCGGAACCGGAACCCAAAGUAGGAAGGAUUAUCAUCUAUCACUACGCGGAUGGAGCCCUCACUCAAGUUAGCGAGAAGGGAAUCAAGGGAGCGUGCUAUUCUCUCAUUGAGUUUAACCGUCGUGUAUUAGCUAGCAUCAAUUCAACUGUACGAUUGUAUGAGUGGACUGAUGAUAAGAAUUUGCGACUUGAAUGUAAUAAACAUUGA
Toxorhynchites rutilus septentrionalis is the source of this 591-nucleotide messenger RNA. RefSeq names its product DNA damage-binding protein 1-like. Gene Ontology annotation, biological process: proteasome-mediated ubiquitin-dependent protein catabolic process; DNA repair. Gene Ontology annotation, molecular function: protein binding; nucleic acid binding. The record is from RefSeq and is a predicted model, not a curated record. NCBI's taxonomy places the organism in Eukaryota, Metazoa, Arthropoda, Insecta, Diptera, Culicidae. The transcript has a single exon. Gene Ontology annotation, cellular component: nucleus; site of double-strand break. Bases 94 to 591 code for a protein of 165 amino acids.